This is a messenger RNA of Empidonax traillii (willow flycatcher), 1668 nucleotides long. RefSeq names its product heat shock transcription factor 2 binding protein (gene HSF2BP). Bases 241 to 1146 code for a protein of 301 amino acids. The transcript has 9 exons. NCBI's taxonomy places the organism in Eukaryota, Metazoa, Chordata, Aves, Passeriformes, Tyrannidae. The record is from RefSeq and is a predicted model, not a curated record. Gene Ontology annotation, cellular component: cytosol.
GUCCCGCCCCCCCGAGGCUCUGUCGCCGCUGUCGCCUCUAUCGCGAUGUGGCGCUACGCCGGCCUCGCUGGCGACGCGCAGGUCGUGACCUCAGGUGCAUGACUGAGUAACUUGACCCUCGUGGAAGAGCUCUGGGAGGACUGGAGUCAAAUCCAGGCACCUGGUGUUCCUAAGGCUGAGACCAAAGAGGAAUUUGUUCAAGUCAGAAGGAGGGAUUUGGAAAGGCUGACAACUGAGGUUAUGCAACUGCGGGAUUUCUUACCCAAAAUAGUGAAUGGAGAUAUCCUGGGGACACUCCAGAAACUGGAUGCUAUUGAAUCAAACCUGGAGAAAAAGGAGGAGGAAGUUCAGCAGCUGAGAAUGGAUUGUGAACACUUCAAAGCCCGUCUGGAAGCAGCUCAGGCAGAUUGCAUGAGAGAGAAGAAGGAGAAGCUGGACCUGCGGCAGCAGCUGAACGAGGCCAAGCAGCAGCUCCUGCAGCAGGCAGAGUAUUGCACAGAGAUGGGGGCUGCUGUUUGCACCUUGCUCUGGGGGGUGUCCAGCAACGAGGAGGCUGUGAAAACCAUUCUAGGAGGAAGUAAAGCAGCAAAGUUUUUCACAAUCACUGCCCAGACCAUGGAGAGCUUUGUGAAGUCAUUAAGUGAAGACAUGAAACAGCAGGAUUUGGAUUCUGAUGAAAAUCAGUUUGUAUUAGCCUUGGCAGGGAUUGUAACAAAUGUGGCCGCCCUGGCGUGUGGCCGAGAGUUCUUGGUGAGCUCCAGUCGUGAAUUACUGGACACGAUGAUGCACCUCCUGGGAGACAUGAAGCCAGGACUCUGUAACAAAUUUAAAGUGCUAAUGCUAAUGUCACUUUACAACGUGAGCAUCAACUUGAAAGGCUUGAAGUACAUCAGUGAAAGUCCAGGUUUUAUUCCCUUGCUUUGGUGGCUGUUGAAUGACCCGGACACAGAAGUUUGCCUUCAUGCUCUGAGGCUCCUGCAGUCGGUGAUCCUGGAGCCAGAAGUGUUGGCCAGGACAGCCCCCGAGAUGAGGGAUACUCUGCCCUUCCAGCGCAUCCUUGCCCUGUCAAAGAGCCGCAAUGCAGAUCUGCAAGCGCUUGCAAAAGAACUACUUGAAGAUCUUAAAAUAUUUGAGUAUGAAGCGUAGAAGGGCUCUAGGACACCAACUGCUCACGUCUCUACUGUAUUUUUGUGCUGCAAGAGUUGUUGGAGAUGGCUGAAAAAAAAAAAAAGGCCACUGCCUAAAGUUGCUCUGACAAAAUCCUUUUCGGAAAUUAGGUAACCCAACUGAAACCACACUUGGGAAAACAUGUUGGGUUUUAGCUGCCCAAAUACAAUCUUAGGGGCUCUGGUAGAGAUGGGACAGACUGAAUUUCUUUGAGUAGGAUUUUGCUGAUAAUGGGUUUCCAGAAUGGUCCAGGUUAUGUUAUCUGUUUACUCUCUGGAGGGAGUAAAAUAGUCUUCUCAUUCACUGAUAAUACAUAGUUUAUGGCAGUGAUAAAAAUCCUUUUGGUCCAUCCUUAAGAAUUAUUGUACUGGGAGGAAAACUUUGCUGCCUUUCAUAACUCUUUUGUGUCAGAAUGGACCCCACUUCCAGUUUUACUGUUGUUGUUUCUCAGCUCUCUUCUUCUAUUCUAAUAAAAGAAAACUGAAGUUCUGUAGCAUGUAA